This is a messenger RNA of Miscanthus lutarioriparius, 504 nucleotides long. The record is from the annotation of a GenBank genome assembly. NCBI's taxonomy places the organism in Eukaryota, Viridiplantae, Streptophyta, Magnoliopsida, Poales, Poaceae.
AUGUACCACUCGUCGGCGGCGCCGGACACGUACGGCCGCGUGCUGGUGGGCGGCAGCAAACCGCACGUCGGGUACGUGUUCGCCAACGUGACGUACCCGACGGAGCUGAGCCUAGAGGCGUUCUUGCCGCCGUACAUGGACCCGCGGCACGACAGCGCGCGUCCGCGGGUGCUGCCGGCUCCCGCGGAGGUCCGGUACGGCGAAGCGACGGCCGUGAAGUUCGUGAUACCCGCCGGUGCGGGUGCGGGCGGGGAGGUGGUGUGGGUGGCCGCGGUGGCUCCGGCGUUCGCGACGCACUCGUUCGGGAUGAACCAGCGCGUGGUGGAGCUGGGCGUGGGGAGGGUGGCGGAGCUGGACGUCGGGGUUUACGAGGCCGUGGUCGCCGCGCCGCCGACGCCCGGGGUGGCGCCGCCCGGAUACUACAUGUGGUUCGUGGUGCACGCCGGCGUGCCCAGCAGCAGCGCCGAGUGGGUGCGCAUGCGGCCGCUCGGACCAGGCACCUGA